GUCUCUCCAUCUCUAGUAGGAAUAAAAAGGCAGCGAAUUUGUGCAAUUUAAUUAUUAAUUUUAAACAUCUCUACACCUUUUGUAGAUUUCAACUUUUUAUACGCGUUUUUAUACGAAUCGACUAGUGUUUUGCAGCCGAUAGCCCAGUGCGCGCAUAUUAAUAAUCAACAUUACGUAUCGCGGUAGGGGCCAAGAGCAAAAGCAAUCAAAAAGCAGAGCAAAGAAAGUUCUAAAAAUAUUUUGAUCGUCGUCGUCGUGAAAGUCGCAUAUUUAAUUUCGCGCAACAAAUAAAGCUUUAAAUUAAAAAAGAUCCAACAAUAAUAAAUUGCAAAAAUGGUAUUGAAAGUGUACGUCAGCGGCAUGUCCGGCAACAAGGAGGUGAAGAAACGCCAACAGCGCGUGCUCAUGAUCCUGGACAGCAAGUGCAUUCAAUAUGACACCGUUGACAUCACAGAGCCAGGAAAGGAGAGCGAAAAGGAGCUGAUGCAAAAUAAAUCCACAAGCAAUGGCGGCACCGUCAGCGAUCCAGAGCCCCGGCACCCAUUGCCACCGCAGAUCUUCAACGAUGAGGAAUACUGUGGUGACUACGAUGCCUUCGAUAUGGCCAACGAGAUUGACACGCUGGAGGUGUUCCUCAAGUUGGCGCCAGCCGACACAACGGCCGUGAGCAGCGCUCAAAUCGAACUGAAGCAGGAGAAUGGCGAUGCUAAGGAGGGCGAGAAGGAAAAGGAGGAAGAGAAAGAGGCUGGUGGUGAUGGCGAAGAGAAGGCUCCAGCGGAAGGCGAGGCGGAGGUGGAGAAGGCAGAGGGCGAAGACGAAGCUAGCGAAGAUAAGGAGAAAACCGAGAGUGCUGAAGGUGAAGACGCGGAGAAAAAAGAAGAGGGUAGUAAAGAAAAGACUGAAACGGAAGCCACCGAAGAAGGUAAAGAAGAAUCCGAGUCCAAAGAGGAGAGUGCCGAGUCUACAGACAAAGCAGAUGAUGAAAAGAAGGCCGAAAAGGAAGGCGAUGACGCGGAUGCUGAAGAAGGUAAAACAGAAGAGGCUAGCGUAGAUGAAGAUGGUAAGAAAACUGAAGAUGAUUUAGAGGAGAAGCCAAAGGACGCCGAAGAAAAGUCAGAGGAUUCCGAAGAAAAGGUGAAAGAAUCGACAGAUGAAGAAAAGAUCGAAGAAAAUGAGAAAACUGAUGAAAAAUCAGACGAAAAGGAAGAAUCUGAAGAAGAAGAAGAAUCCGGUGAAGAAGAAGAGGCCGACGCAGAAAAGAAAGAAGAGUCUGCGGAAAAAGCGGAGGAACAAGAAGCAGAUGAGGAAGAGAAAACUGUAGAAGCAUCAGAAGAUGCCGCAGAAGAAACGAAAGAUGAAGAGAAAACGGAGGUAGAAUCAACCGAAGAAAGCAAGAAUGAGGAGACCACAGCAACAGAAGAAGUCGACGAGUCAAAGAGUGAUGAAGAGAAGAAUGAGGAAGAAACAAAAGAAACGGAAGAGAAGAAAGAAACAGAAACUGAGGAAGGAAAGGAAGAAGAAACAAAGGAAGUCGACGAAGAGAAAGAAGAAUCAAAAGAAACUGUAGAGGAGAAGCAAGACGAGGAAGUCAAGACAGAUGCUGAAGAAGAGAAGAAAGAAGAAGAAACCCAGGAAACGAAUGAAGAGAAGAACGACGAUGAAAAGGUCGAUGAAACAGCUCCAAAGGAAGAAGCUGGUAAAACGGAAGCGAAAGAAGACGCAGCGGAAUCUUCUGCUGAGGAAGAAGAAAGUGAAGAAGAAUAAAACACAAACUGCCAACAAACCCAACGAACAAACGACGAAACCCUGAACCCCGAACUAUCCACACCCCCCUCAUAAACUGAACCGCACCUGUAGUUGCAUCAUCCUCAAACACAUACACAUUGAAGCAAACUCGCACACACACAAACUACUAGCACAUAAUGAACAAGAAUUGUAAAUAAAAUGCAAAAAGAAAAGAAUUUACUAAUCAUAAUACAGCUGGUGGAGGCAGUUAGCAACAGAAGAAUUGACAGCUGUUCUUCCAGCGUCUGCGAAGAAUUCUUCCUCGGACUCGGCAUCGGCCCAACUCUUGGACACGGAACGCGCAGCGACCUCACAGUAGACUUAUGGCACUUAAACAAUUUAAUGAUAUUAUUAUAAU
Molecule: messenger RNA, 2143 nt
Organism: Drosophila sulfurigaster albostrigata
Lineage: Eukaryota; Metazoa; Arthropoda; Insecta; Diptera; Drosophilidae
Gene: Sh3beta
Product: SH3 domain-binding glutamic acid-rich protein homolog
Exons: 6
Coding region: 334-1764 (476 amino acids)
Cellular component (GO): cytoplasm
Source: RefSeq, a predicted model, not a curated record